AUGGCCGACCGUCCAGAACCUCUCCGUCUGGGUUCAAUCGCCCCCAACUUCAAGGCCGAGACCACCAAGGGUCCCAUUGACUUCCACGAGUUCAUUGGCGACAACUGGGUCGUCCUUUUCUCACAUCCCGAGGACUUCACUCCAGUGUGCACCACUGAACUUGGUGCUUUUGCAAAGUUGGAGCCCGAGUUCGCAAAGAGAGGCGUCAAGUUGAUCGGUCUUUCCGCGAACACGAUCGACAGCCAUGGAGACUGGAUCAAGGACAUCAACGAGAUUAGCGGCAGCAACCUGCAAUUCCCUAUUAUCGGCGACAAGGCGAGACAAGUGGCUCUGUUGUAUGACAUGAUCGAUCAUCAAGACGCCACCAACGUCGACUCCAAGGGUAUUGCGUUCACCAUUAGAUCUGUCUUCAUCAUCGACCCCAAGAAGACCAUCCGAACCAUCCUUUCCUACCCUGCCUCGACUGGCCGAAACACCGCCGAGGUGCUCAGGAUUGUCGACUCUCUGCAGACCGGCGACAAGCACAAGGUCACUACCCCAAUCAACUGGGUGCCCGGUGACGAUGUGAUUGUCCACCCCAGUGUCAAGACGGAACAGGCAAAGGAGAUCUGGCCCGAGAUGAAGAUUGUCAAGCCAUACUUGCGAGUGACUCCUCUGCCCAAGGACAAGACCACUGCGGCCUAA
Molecule: messenger RNA, 684 nt
Organism: Exophiala spinifera
Lineage: Eukaryota; Fungi; Ascomycota; Eurotiomycetes; Chaetothyriales; Herpotrichiellaceae
Exons: 4
Coding region: 1-684 (227 amino acids)
Biological process (GO): cellular response to oxidative stress; cellular oxidant detoxification; cell redox homeostasis
Cellular component (GO): mitochondrion; cytosol
Molecular function (GO): peroxiredoxin activity
Source: RefSeq, a predicted model, not a curated record